Molecule: messenger RNA, 2355 nt
Organism: Balaenoptera ricei (Rice's whale)
Lineage: Eukaryota; Metazoa; Chordata; Mammalia; Artiodactyla; Balaenopteridae
Gene: HOXB4
Product: homeobox B4
Exons: 3
Coding region: 1480-2235 (251 amino acids)
Biological process (GO): anterior/posterior pattern specification; embryonic skeletal system morphogenesis; regulation of transcription by RNA polymerase II
Cellular component (GO): nucleus
Molecular function (GO): DNA-binding transcription factor activity, RNA polymerase II-specific; RNA polymerase II cis-regulatory region sequence-specific DNA binding
Source: RefSeq, a predicted model, not a curated record
CUCCGCUCAUUUUUUUUUUCCUAAAUGAGGACCAUCCGGUGACUGACCACACGAAGACUCCUUCCUUCUUCUUUCUCUUUCUUUUUCUCCCUCAACUGCUUAGAGAUGGAGGAAUCGUCUACCUGAAAUCUCCCCCUGCCUGCCCUUGGGAGCCUUGGUCCUUUUUCACUUCUCUUAAGAGGUUAAUAUUGUUGCUGAUGUUUUAUUUUAUCCUCUCCCUCCAGCCCACCUAUUCCCUAUUUUGGGCUUAGGGAGGCUUCACUGAAAAUCCGGUAAAAAUGACUUGUCUUCAGUGUGCGAAGGCAAAGGAAAUUUGCUUUUCAAACGGAUGCAGAGGUCGCCUUUCCGUUUGGGUUCAGAACAAGAUGCCCUGGAAACACACGAUUACCAAGGGGUGUUAUUGUGUGGGGAUCACUCCUGUCUCCUAUCCUCAGCAUCACAAGGAUGUGAGAUUUCUGCUCGCUGCGCAGGCGGCCGCAUUAGCGGCAAUUACAACGUCUUGACGCCGAGGUUAGCGUUGCUCCGGUGCUUCUGGAAUUAGCAAAUUUCUAUUCAACGUGCUCUCAAAAGUUGGAGGUUUUUUACUCCAGUGCUCAUGUUUAGUGUGGGAAACCAAGUCGUUUCUCCCGGCUUGGGCCGCGUGGGGUAAGGGGAGGAGUGGAUAGGAGAGGGACACAGACGGACUGACUGACACAGCCAAACUAAUAGCGCAGCUAAAUGCGAUUUGGAAGGCGAGGUCUCCCCGAAUUAGUGCAUGAAUUUCCUAUCGAUCCGCCCGCGGUUCCAUUCAUCUCUGACAAGUCCCUCCGUGCACCCGCCUGGUUGCUCCGAUGCCUCCUCUCUCACUCCUUACCCCUCCCCGUGCGGCUGCAAAGAAAAGGCCCACGCUCAGUGCCUCUCCCCCGUGUGGGUUCCCCUCUCAGGCGGAGCCCCUAGUCCGUCCCUCACUUAACUCCCCCGCACAGACGCCGGGUGCAGGGGCUCCCCCUCGCCACGUCGUGAGGAGGGGCUGGGGCCCUAAGGAAGGCCUGGGGGAGGUGAGGCAGGACAGGAGGGGCCACACCCGGAGCCCCAGCUUCUGAGGGGAUCCAGGGAUUGCGCUCCGCCCAGCGCCCCAACAGGCCCUCGGGUGGCAACCUGCUCACUCGCUCUCCAUCUCCCUCCCUCCCUCUCCCCGAUCCUGGUGAGGAGAAGCGAGGAGGCGGUCGCCCCGCAGGAGCCCUAUGUAAAUCCUACUGUUGGGUGGGGAGGGGGGGGGAAGAGAAGAAGGGGAAAUAAACCUCUUUGGCUAGAGUAGGGUCCGGGUGAGCAGAUUUCCUUAUCCGGGAAUCGCAGGCGGGGCGGCCAUUGGCUCCGAGGAUCACGUGGGCCCCUAACUUUGUUCACUUGACAGUAAGUAGGAGGGCUUUCGGAAACAGGAAAACGAGUCAGGGGUCGGAAUAAAUUUUAGUAUAUUUUGUGGACAAUUCCCAGAAAUUAAUGGCUAUGAGUUCUUUUUUGAUCAACUCAAACUAUGUCGACCCCAAGUUCCCUCCGUGCGAGGAAUAUUCACAGAGCGAUUACCUACCCAGCGACCACUCGCCGGGGUACUACGCCGGCGGCCAGAGGCGAGAGAGCAGCUUCCAGCCGGAGGCGGGCUUCGGGCGGCGCUCCGCGUGCACCGUGCAGCGUUACGCGGCCUGCCGGGACCCUGGGCCCCCGCCGCCUCCGCCACCGCCCCCGCCGCCCCCGCCACCGCCCGGGCUGUCCCCUCGGGCUCCCGCUCCGCCGCCCUCUGGGGCCCUCCUCCCGGAGCCCGGCCAGCGCUGCGAGGCGGUCAGCAGCAGCCCCCCGCCGCCUCCCUGCGCUCAGAACCCCCUGCACCCCAGCCCGUCCCACUCCGCGUGCAAAGAGCCCGUCGUCUACCCCUGGAUGCGCAAAGUUCACGUGAGCACGGUAAACCCCAAUUACGCCGGCGGGGAGCCCAAGCGCUCUCGGACCGCCUACACUCGCCAGCAGGUCUUGGAGCUGGAGAAAGAAUUUCACUACAACCGCUACCUGACGCGGCGCCGGAGGGUGGAGAUCGCCCACGCGCUCUGCCUCUCUGAACGCCAGAUUAAGAUUUGGUUCCAGAACCGGCGAAUGAAGUGGAAAAAAGACCACAAGUUGCCCAACACCAAGAUCCGCUCGGGUGGCACCGCAGGCGCAGCCGGAGGGCCCCCUGGCCGGCCCAACGGAGGCCCUCCCGCGCUCUAGUGUCCCCCACGUGGGAGCCGCGAACCUCGGGGCGGGGCAAAUCUCCGCAGACCGGCUGUUGGGGGAAAAAAGUGUUAGCCGCCACUCCCGGAUCUGCAAGGGGGAAAAAAUUUGGAACCA